AUGGUGACAUUCUCGAUUUGCUUAACGCUGUGCGUAUGGAUACAGGGGGUUACAGGUCAUGGCCGACUUUUAGAGCCCCCGGGUAGGGCCAGUAUGUGGAGGUUUGGCUACAACACUCCCCCAAACUAUGACGACAAUCAACUCUUCUGUGGAGGCUUUAAUCGUCAGUGGAAAAUCAAUGGCGGUAAAUGUGGCGUUUGUGGCGACCCCUGGGAUGGAGCACGUGAACAUGAGGCUGGCGGGAAAUAUGCUACUGGAACUAUUGUCCGCCAUUACAGUGAGGGACAGACGAUCAGUGUGAACGUUCAGAUAACAGCGUCACACAAGGGCUACUUUGAGUUCCGGCUGUGUCCUCACAACAACACCAGUACCCGUGUGUCCCAGGCAUGUCUGGACCAUCACGUUCUGCAACAGACCGACGGCAGCACUCGGGUGUACGAGGCUGGUCAUCCCACCAACUACACAAUCCACCUCAAACUUCCGGCUGGUGUUACGUGCUCACAAUGUCUUCUCCAGUGGAAAUACAACGCAGGAAACUCGUACGGCUGUGACGGAGGUCAUUGCUGUAUCGGUUGUGGGGAACAAGAACAGUUUUACGGUUGUGCUGACGUCAGUGUAGGAUCAAUGGGAUCAUCUUCACCUUCAUCAGGACAAAAUCCACCGUCUUCCUAUCAUCCGGUCAACGUCAUUCCCCAGGGACAAACACAGACAUCAGGCAUUCACUUCUUACUUCCGGCGAUUGCACAACAACAAGGACAAUAUAUUCAGAAUCAUCAACCCGCUGGCUAUGCACCACAGAACACUAAUCACAUCAUAUCCGGUAACCCGUUUUCCGUUGGAAGCGGAAGUCAGACUGAACCGUGUAAAGCUACUCCUCGCUAUCGAGCUAUCUAUCAGUACGCCGACCAGUACUGUGCUGUACAGUGUAGUAGAGGGAACUGUCCGGCUGAACAGUAUUGUACCUCGGCGUGUAGGAAGUCGUCAGGCGGCAAGUGA
Ylistrum balloti is the source of this 996-nucleotide messenger RNA. RefSeq lists its product as uncharacterized. Bases 1 to 996 code for a protein of 331 amino acids. Lineage: Eukaryota; Metazoa; Mollusca; Bivalvia; Pectinida; Pectinidae. The record is from RefSeq and is a predicted model, not a curated record. The transcript has 3 exons.